Molecule: messenger RNA, 2493 nt
Organism: Myxocyprinus asiaticus (Chinese sucker)
Lineage: Eukaryota; Metazoa; Chordata; Actinopteri; Cypriniformes; Catostomidae
Product: homeobox protein HMX3-A-like
Exons: 2
Coding region: 77-808 (243 amino acids)
Biological process (GO): regulation of transcription by RNA polymerase II
Cellular component (GO): nucleus
Molecular function (GO): RNA polymerase II transcription regulatory region sequence-specific DNA binding; DNA-binding transcription factor activity, RNA polymerase II-specific
Source: RefSeq, a predicted model, not a curated record
GUGUUUGGUCACUUUAGGCAGUUGGCACCCCACAGCUCUGAGACAAAUCUUCGCAUAAGAAAACUUUUUGGGGAAUAUGAGCAAAGAGGACAUGAAAUGCCGGCCAGUCUCUUUAAAAUUCACAAUCGAUAACAUUCUGAAAAAAGAUGUUUUUGACGUACAUUGCUCAAAAGCGCAGCCUUCAUCGGACAGCGCUUCUCCAUCCAGAAAGGACAGGAGGCAUCAGUCAGCGCACACAACAUCCGACGAAUCAGUUCGGACGGUCAUCGCAUGUGUUGUCAACUCUCAGAACGAUUCAGACCAUGCUCAAAGAGUGAUUGACAUGUGUCCAAAAACGGAAAGAAUGAGCAGUAUGGAAGAAAACGAAGAACUGAGAAGCACCAAGAAUCCUAAACCAAUGACAACAAAGAAGAAAACGCGUACGAUUUUCUCCAAGAGACAAAUUUUCCAAUUGGAAUCUACGUUUGACAUGAAAAAAUACCUCAGCACCGCCGAACGAGCGUACCUUGCCAACUCUCUUCAACUCACAGAGACGCAAGUGAAAAUAUGGUUUCAGAAUCGUCGGAAUAAAUUAAAGCGGCAGUUAUCUACGGACUGCGACGGAUCCUGCUCACCGGAACCCGUAUCACCCGAUGCUCUAAAGAAUAUGCAGUUACCCAGUUUGUACAGAGAAAAUGUUGGGAACACUGUAUGGAGAGGAUGCGUAUUGCCUGUGCCUUUUCCUGUGGUGUAUAAUGGAAACACGUCCCCAUAUUUGUACCUUUCCAAAGCAAAUAACUAUUUUAGGAUUUUCGAUGGAGAUUUUUAAGUUCCCGAAGCCUUUUGGACCAUAGAACGCUUCAUGUCAUAACGUUUUUAAAAUCACAUUAAUGAGAAAAGAAGAGAGAGAGAGAGAGAGAGAGAGAGAGAGAGAGACCAUUAAGGCUUAUUCUGAUUAUGACAAGACCGUCAAAGCUUACAGAUUCUAGUUUAAAGUUUUUGAAAUUUACAGUUUGCGAACGCGCAUGUGCCACUUUGUCACAAAAUAAGUACAACAAUUUAAUUUGUGGAUUUAAAGGCUAAUAAUAACAAUAAUAUAGGCUAAUAAUAGGCUAGUAGCAGUGGCGAUAAUAAUAAUAAUAAUAAAUAUUAUGUUAAAUGUAAAUAAAAUAAACUGGUUAUUUUUUAAUCAAUCGCUCUACCGUUAUUCAUUUAGGUCUUUAGCAAAUCAAAGAUUUUAUGUACUACUGCUUUAUCAAAUAAACAAAUGAUGUAUUAUUGAAAUGCUGUAAAUAAUAAUGCAAGUAAUGGGUAUGUAGGCUAUUUCGAAUUAGCCUACAUUUAAUAGCCUAUUGAUAUUUUGUGGAAUGUAGGACCCAUAGGCCUAAAUAUUAUUAUUAUUAUUAUUAUUAUUAUUAUUAUUAUUAUUAUUAUUAUUUGUUUUUUUUUUUUUUUGUUUUUUUGACUGCCAUAGAUCUCUUGUGCGCUUUGCCAUAAUUCAUUCAGUAAAUACACCUGCUUGGCAUUUUCAUCUAAACGCAACUGGAUUGGCCGAAUCGACAAAAAUGUAUUUUUUUAAUAUUUCGACGUUCUUUUAUAAACAGUUAAACAGCAGCGGAAAUCGCUUACACUUUGUCUGUAUAGGCUACAUCUUAACAAAUAGAGGCGUUCGUGCAAAGUGUAGGCUAAAGUUCAAUUAUUCCAAUAUGUAAAAAAUAAAAUACAAUAAAAACGCGCCUACAUAACGGUUUAACGGUGAUAUGUGUAUCUGUGCAAUUAUUUACAUUUAAGACUUUUUCCCCCUCAAGGGCUAUUCUAAUCAUGCGUCCUGCGCUCUUUUCGGGUCACUUGCUCAACUACAAAUGGAGCAUUGCGCUGCCUCCUUCCUGUCAAAUUAAUUCAAGGCGCUUCCACUGUUAACCUGUGCAUUCAACCACUGAUGAAAGCAUGCAUUUGAUUUGACAAUACGCCUUAUUCUCCUGUUCAAACAUCUGAAGCAUAUUUGUCUAGUAUUAAUACAUGAAAAAGUUUGAAGAUGGAUUAAAAAAUAAAUAAAUAAAUAAAUAACUGGUCAAGAUAGGCCGUUUUUUUCCUAGAUGCAGUAUUUGACCCACUAAAAUGUGUUGACUUCCCUAUGCUUUUUUUUUCUUCUUCUUUCAAAUAAUUCAGAUUGUUCAGUAUAACAAGAUCAUCUUCCGUAGUGUUUUAAAAUGAGUUUUUGUGUUAAGCCUUUUUCUGUCAUUCCAUGCUUGUUUUAGCUUUAUAUAUGUCGCACGACCAAACAUUUGGUCGUCAGUAUUUCUCAACCCGAACUGUCAUCUGGUGGUGAACAAACAUAAUUAGCAAAACAUUGUUUAACUAUUUACUGCAGUGAUGAAAACACUGUAAAUUGAGAUAAGCUAAAAUAAUAUGAAUUUUUGCGAUUAUUCUCAGUGGUAGCCUGUGUAUGUAUAUUAGUCAACUUUGAUAUAGGCAAAUAAUUAAAAGCGAGAAGCUUUGAAGCGGUGUACAUUU